This is a messenger RNA of Acanthochromis polyacanthus (spiny chromis), 8720 nucleotides long. RefSeq names its product mannosidase, alpha, class 1B, member 1a (gene man1b1a). NCBI's taxonomy places the organism in Eukaryota, Metazoa, Chordata, Actinopteri, Pomacentridae. The transcript has 14 exons. The record is from RefSeq and is a predicted model, not a curated record. Gene Ontology annotation, molecular function: calcium ion binding; mannosyl-oligosaccharide 1,2-alpha-mannosidase activity. Gene Ontology annotation, biological process: carbohydrate metabolic process; N-glycan processing. Gene Ontology annotation, cellular component: endoplasmic reticulum; membrane. The coding region runs from base 329 to 2389 and encodes 686 amino acids.
AUGACCCCCACGUCAUCCAUCGUCAUCUCUCCUCAGCAUCUGUCAGCUUGUUUAUCCCUCAACUUUAGCCGCUUUGUCCCCGGUUGAACUGGUUUGUCACUUCAUGUAGCAGCGGUACAGGCCGUGUGACGGUGCCACGGACGGCUGCGCUGCACGUUCCGCCCUCUCGCAUCCGAACUGCGGCACUUUUCCAUUCAGAACCGAGCCGGAGCAGCGAGCUGGCCGCUGCUAGCUAGCAGGCUAACAGGUGUUUGGAGACGAGUGCCGCUACGAGGAGCCGAGCUGCUCAAAUGUUCUAUGACCUUUGACUGUCCGCCCCGAUUAGAGGAUGUAUCCACCUUCCAGAAAGGACUUCAUCUCUCUGACGCUCAGCGACCCGCACAGCCACACCUACAACAACGGGAAACACCGGCGACAGUCCUGCUGGAGGAAAUGGAAGCAGCUGUCUCGGCUCCAGCGAAGCCUCAUCCUGUUCCUGCUGGCUCUGCUGCUUAUACUGGGACUGCUCUCCUACCCCAGCAUCACGGAGCAGUGGAGAGGAUUGUCUGACAGGGAGGACUGGCUGGAGCUGACUGACCAACAGCUGAAGGCCGCCCCUCCAGGUGUGAAGCCGGUGUUGGGUCCGGCUGCAGGCAUCGCUCCAGCUCCUGCUGCUCGGCCACAUCUGGAGCCAGCUGUUGGUCUGGAUGUUAUUGUGGAGGCCAGAGGACCAAAUGUCCCCAUUUUGCCAAAACCUCCCAUUAAGAAAAAGACAUUUCCAAACAAAAGAGGUCCACCGAACCUGCAGAAAGACGGAAAUGUUUCAGACACAGUCGGUGGGGAAAAGCAAGAACAGGAGGCGGUUCAGGAGGAAGAAGGAGAAGAGGAGGGCAAAGAAAAGAAGAUUGUCAGCUGGAGAGGAGCGAUGAUCGAAGCCGACCAGGCCACAGAGCCUCCACCUUCGGCCAAUGAGAAGGAAGCAGCAGCGCCUCCAGCACCCGUGAACCCCGCUGAUACUGUCCCACUGGAAGUUUCUACUGGCACUGCAGACCGACUGGAGGCAGUACGUGAUGCCUUCAGACAUGCGUGGAAAGGCUACAAGGACCACGCCUGGGGGCACGAUGAACUCAAGCCCAUCUCCAAGUCCUUCAGCGAGUGGUUCGGCCUGGGUCUGACACUGAUUGAUUCUUUGGACACCAUGUGGAUUAUGGGCCUGAAAGAAGAGUUUGCAGAAGGGAGGAACUGGGUAGAGAAAGAGCUGUCCUUCAACAAGAAUGUGGACGUGAACCUUUUUGAAACAACCAUACGUGUCCUGGGGGGGCUGCUGAGCUGCUACCAUCUAUCAGGAGACCAGCUGUUCCUGGAGAAAGCUAAAGACCUCGGGUCCAGAUUGAUGCCCGCCUUCAAAACCCCCUCAAAGAUCCCAUUCUCGGACGUCAACAUCGGAAAAGGAACGGCCCACCCUCCGAGAUGGACGUCGGACAGCACGCUGGCCGAAGUUACAACCAUCCAGCUGGAGUUCAGAGAGCUGAGCCGCCUCACUCAGGAACCACAGUACCAGGAGGUUGUCAACGAGGUGAUGAAGAUGGUCCACACGCUGCCCGGAAAACACGACGGCCUGGUGCCCAUGUUCAUCAACACCCACAGCGGCCAGUUCACCCACAAAGGAGUGUUCACGCUGGGUGCCAGGGCGGACAGCUACUACGAAUACCUGCUCAAACAGUGGAUCCAAGGAGGAAAAACAGAAGACAAUCUGUUGGAGGAUUACCUUCAGGCCAUAGAGGGAGUGAAAAAACACCUUGUAAGGAAGACGGGGCCCAACAUGUUCACCUUUAUUGGAGAGUUGUCCCACAACCGCUUUAACGCCAAGAUGGAUCACCUGGUGUGUUUCCUGCCGGGGACUCUGGCUCUGGGGGCCCAUAACGGACUCCCGGGGGACCACAUGGAUCUGGCUGUGCAGCUGAUGGAGACCUGCCACCAGAUGUAUGUCCAGAUGGAGACCGGACUGAGCCCGGAGAUCGCACACUUCAGCCUGCAGUCCAGCGACGGGCAAGAUGUUCUCGUCAAGCCUGCAGACAGACACAACCUGCUGAGACCAGAGACGGUGGAAAGUCUGUUUUACAUGUACAGGUUCACCAAGGACACCAAGUACAGAGACUGGGGAUGGGACAUACUGCAGAACUUCAAUAAAUACACCAAGGUCCCUGACGGCGGCUACACGUCCAUAAACAACGUCCGUGACCCCGUUAACCCCGGACCUCGGGACAAGAUGGAGAGCUUCUUCCCGGGUGAGACGCUCAAGUACUUAUAUCUGCUCUUCUCUGACGACAUGGAGCUGCUCAGUCUAGACAAAUAUAUCUUCAACACGGAGGCUCACCCUCUGCCCAUAUGGCCAUCGCCACCGAAGUGAAGUCGUAUUACAGGAGACGUCUGUAAAAAUACAUCAGGACCACAGAGUCGGUGCAUCUGAAAGCAACCGUCCAGGCUGAAUGAAGCAGAUCUGUGCUGUCCACCCGUGCUUUGAUAUGUGAAGGAGUUUGAUUUGGGUUUUUUUUGGUCUUUAUUUGUGAUUUUCUUCAUUUUUCCUAAGGAAAAGGUUUGUGACAGAGCUGGUCUCUAAUGUAAAACUUUUUCGCAAUAAGGUCAGGCGAGCUGCACACUUUACUACUUGGGUGACUGGGGUAGUUUUUGUAUGUUUGUUGCCUGUUGCCCGCUCAUUCGUCCUGCUUCGUCUGGCUGUGAAAGAACAAAUUCAUUGUGUUAAACCACUAAUGUUUGAAGGUUCAAUAGCCAGUGAUCAAAAUAUAAGAAAUAUGUUCAACGAUUUAUAUUUCACAGAUAGUUAUGGUGGAGGAGUCGCAUUUAUUUGUCUUGCAUUGAAACUUUCUCACAAAUGAAAAACUACAUUUAAAGGGUUUUUAGUGCAGCACCAAGGGGGCAGAUCAGUACCCAACUGAGAGGUAAUUUCAAAAUAUAUGCAUUACUGUUCAAAAGUUUGGGGUCACCCAGACAAUUUCAUGUUUUCCAUGAAAAAUAGCACUUUUAUUAAUCUGCAAACAUAAUUUAACUGGGGUUUUCUAAUCAUUUAUUAGCCUUUCAACACCUUUCAGCACAAUGUAGCAUUAGAACACAGGAGUGAUGGUUGCUGGAAAUGUUCCUCUGUACCCCUAUGGAGAUAUUCCAUUAAAAAUUAGCUGUUUCCAGCUAGAAUAGUCAUUUACCACAUUAACAAUGUCUAGACUGGAUUUCUGAUUAUUUUAAUGUUUUCCUCAUGGAAAAAGCUGCUUUUCUGGUUAAAAAAAAUAUAAGGACAUAUCAAAGUCACCCCAAACUUUUGAACUUUAGCAUAUAAUACCAAACAUGUAUGUCUCUUAUUAAAUAAAGACUUCAAAUGAAGUACUAGUACGAUUAUGGCAAGAUAUAAUAAAUUAAAACCAUAUUGGUGGUAUAAUUAAUUAAACCCUGUUCGGUUGUUUGUGGACAGAUUUUAUUCUUUUGGUUUGUCGAGCUUCCAGUUGAUUCUCAUUGGGGGUUUUCAGACUUCAUUCCUCUUGUGCUUGGUUUGUUAAGUUACCUGAUGAAAACAACACUCGUUAUCUUGGUCAUUGUUACCAAUAUUGGACAGGCUAGUGACAGACGGCAUCAGUUUUGCUGAUGUAGCUGCAAUUCUUUAGAUCUGAAAAAUAAAAGGUAAUAAUGGUAAAGCUUCGACGACAUUAAUGCUAAUUUUCUUGUGAUUUCUACAUUUAGAGAUAGGGUUGUUGGGUUAGGGUUAGGGUUCUUUCGGUCAUGUCUACACCAAUUGUCCACAACAUUCAAACCGCCUUCUUAAUAUUGUGUAGGACCAUUUCUUACCAGUAAAACAGCUGUGAACCAUUGGAGUGUGGAGGAGGAACGUCUAUUGGCGUCUUUAUGCUGUCUGGCAGCGGGAUGGUAGCAGAUGUUUUGGAUUGCAGAUUAGAUUCUCUGUAGAUAGAACUUGUUCCAACACAUCUUGAGAAACUCAAUCUGAUUUGGAUCAGGGAGGUUUUGAGGUUGCAUCAACGCCUUGAGCUCUUGGUCGUGUUCCUCGAGCCGUUCCUGAGCAGGAAGCUAUUGUGGAUGUGCUUAGUCUACAAAAAUAUCUAGAUACAUGAUGGGCAUUGGUAUAACAUCCACAUGAACACCAGGACCCAACGUUUCCCACCAUAAUACUGCAUUUAAUACAGUAUCUGUGGGUUUCAUGUUGUGGCUGAUCAGUGUUGUUUAAAAAAAUGAAGGAGUCCUGAAGGAUUUUAGCUACACGGCUAAUGAAAGCUUGUUUCAGUGAUGGAUACAUUCAUAUAUUCCUGUGAUUUUAUUAUUUUGCAUUGUUGCUGUAAAGGAGCAUUUGUCAGUUGGUUCAUUUAUAUCAUCUGUGGUCCCAGUUAGUGGUUAUGAAUAUAUUCACACUUGUUUUGUAUUAUAUGAAGGAAAACUAACGAGGGCCCAUAUGGAGUCUUAAAUUAGCUGUGAAGUUAGAUCAAAACAAACACGGGGACAUUAUACGGUAUUGAUUCCAGUGUGAGACAGUGUUUGUUUUUUUGUGGAAGUCAAGGUUUGAAAAAGUGGGGGUCAUGUUAUAUUCAAGGACUCGACUGUUGCGUGUUCACAGCAUCAGAUCCUGCUUUGGUAUGGAAACUGUGUAGCACACUGUCUUGUACAGAGUCUGUUGAAUUAUGGACUGUCUGUGGCCUUAAUGUUACCAGUCUGCUGGCUUUUUAACUUCUUUCAUAGACAAAUACAGGCUAUAAGGUGAAGUAUACGUACCCUCCAUUACUGCGGUGGCACCUCACUAGUAACCUGCAUAAAACACACUAAUGACUGUACAGGGAACCGCUGCUCGGAUCUUUUUUAAUCAAGAAAUCUAUCCAGUCCUGCUCUGUGCUGUUAUCUAUUCCUCCAGAAGGAAACUUUUGGCAAACUUUGAUGAGAAAGUAAAAGCCACAAACUUCUACUCCGUGAAAUAUAUUCAACUUUUACCAAACCUCCAGUGAAUCUGCUUGUUUCAGUGGCAUUUUUGAGCUUCAUGUUGAGGGAAUAAGACUGUAAUCAACCAACAAACUUCUGUUUAUUGAUUCCACUUUUACACAGUCAUGCGUUCAGGGUUUUGUAGUAAGUGUUCCUUUUCACCUAAUUGCAAUGCACAAAAUUAUCAAGUUUGAUUAUUUAAUUAGCCUAGAAAGCCAUUCCUGUUGGGUUCAGUCAGUGCACUGAACUUUAAUUCUCUCAGCACUUGAUUUUGGAGGGUGGUCAGUUGGAGGAGGCACAGCUGACUGCAAUUAACCCAGAAAAACGAGAUUUCGCCAUCAGUGUAAAUGCGUUUAGUUCUGCUGCUGCAGUAAUGGCCGCAGCUCUUGCAAGCGGGACACAUAAACCAUCUGUCAGAUGCAUUUAUGGAGAGGCUUUGGGAGUCGAAGGGUUGUGGUCCUGCAGGAAUUUCAUGUGACGAAGUAGAAAAUAGAAAUAAAUUAACAAUGACUGAGUUCUGACAGUGUCCUGAUGUGUUUACUAUGAAGAAUUAUGAAGAAUUAUGGCGCCGGUGGACGUUAAGAAGAUUCAAAUGGUCCAAAUCCCCUCAAGAUACACUUUUUGGUUAGUAUUUAAAGUUUCACUUACUGUUCAGUGAAGAAGGUGAUUAAUGAUACCUCAGGGAAACUGUAUUUUCUCAAAAACAGACUUUGGUAAAGAGUGGUGGGUCAUAGUCGCUCCAUGUUUGGGACCCGUAGUCACUCAUUCAUCCUCUUUUCACAGGCGAUUGCUCAAAGGAGUGAACUUUUCUCUUUUUGUUGGAUUGUUGAAGACUUUUUGAUUCAUCGCUGUUUUGCAAAACCCUCAGUCCCUGUCAGAUGUUGAUGUAGAGCAGUGUGAGGCGGCUUCUUUAUCAUGUGUCAGACCUGGAACAUCAGUUUUGAAAGCCACCUGCUUCCAAAACCCCGUUUUUUAUGCCAUUUUGCACCAAAUCGUCCACCAGAGAGCCAUACGGACCCACGUCAUUGAAUGUGCACUACAUUUGCUCUGCUGUGCCUCUAUAGAUGUAUGUUGUUGCUAUCGACGGUAGUUUGAUUUCUUAAGUACUGCUGCAUCAGUGGUGUUUAUUUCUGAGCGAAAAGUUUAAUUUAAGGCGUGUAUUUUUACUUGGGGUGGGUGAUGAUACAAUAUGGGUGUAAAUAUUUUGUGUAAAUGGUUUCUACUGAAUCAAACUGAGAACUUUCUGGUCUUUUGUUUACUGUCAUGUCGUAAAUCCUUAAUUUUAAGCUACUUAAACUGGUGUUUUGGUUGUUUUUCAUGGCUAAAUUUAUGGUCUUUCCAUCCAAAUGUGACCUCAUGGUGGCACCAGAGGAAAAAUCGCGGAAUUAUCGACAAAAUCGGACGUUUUCAUUGCAACCCAUCAAGCAGUUUUCGAGAAAUUUCCUCCAGAUAUGAACAAAAACGACCAAAAAAUUCAGUUUUUUCUUGAUUUAAAUCCCAAUAUUUGCCCACAUCUUCUGUGAAAAGACUUCAGUCCUGCAUGCGGCUGCCAUUAAUGACUCUUAAACAUUCAUGGAGUCUGAUAACAGAUUGAUUUUCACAAAUUUUUCGCCCUCCACAGCAAAGGGAGAAGAAUGAAAAUGCUCAUAUGCUAACAUCUAUUCUCCAACUCACAGUGUGUCAUUUACAGUAUUUCGUGGUUUAUUAAAUCUGUUUAAUUCGUGCUGCGUAAGUGGCGACAAUUAAAAUGAGGAAUUUAUUCCAGAGCAAAGAGGCCGAACAAGACAUACAUUUAAUUUCUCUAUUAACCUUGAGCUAAUGUGACCAGACGACCAGACUUGACUGUAAAGGAAGAGUUACGGCGGUUAGAAGUGUCACUGAGGCGCAGCUUGUCUCGUAUAGUCUGUAAUGUUUGCUGUGACUUUCACUGCAAAGACAACUCCUGAGUACUUUUUAUCUAGAGUUCUUCUAUUAAAAUUCUCUUUUAGUCAUGCAAAAAUGCCAACAUGUUGACAAAAUGAAGUCUACGUCUAAAAGAAACUGAUAGAUCCAGCUCCAGAUCUCAUGGAUUACAAAAACAGCCGCUGACUUCAGAGUCUGAAUAUGAUUUGUUUAUUAUUCCCAAUUUAAUUACGCCACAAUUAAUCCUGCCAGCAACCUUUCACACUUCAAAGGAUAAGGCUGCAUUUUUUUUUAAUUUUUUAAUUCUCCUCAAAUCCCCUGAAAACCAAAAAUGUGUUAGUCUCACUGCUUUCUGAUUUUAGUCCUGAAUCUGCUCCCAACUAGUGCUCCAAAACCUUAAAAACGUUCAUAAAUAUGAAAUAAACUGUAUUUUAAUAUUGAAAAGGGCUCAAAACUGUUGUUUUUUUCACGUAACACAAUUGUCGGACUAUUUUAGCAGUGGAUUAAUCCACAUUUGAUGCUCACCAGGAGUCUAUAUGUCAGCCGGUGGAACAGCACGGCUCACUGAUGUGUUUUUAAUCGUUUCUUGAUUGCAAUGAAGAUCUACAACAUGGAGGGAAAAGAUAAACAAGGCUUUAGAUACACGGUAAAACUCUCACUGGAUUUACUGAUCAGAAAAAUGUGAUACCUGUAGUGUCUUAUUACAAGAUGAGAUUCUUCAGAAUCGGUUUUUAUGAUGUAAGGAAACCUUUUGUUGGUAGAUUUGACCUAUAUUAAGUUUUACUGCUACUAAAAAAACCUUCAUAAAGCCGAGAGUUCCACCGUGUUCUGUGUCAACUCACAGAUGUGGAAUAACGUGCAGAUUCAGUAAAUGUCAGGAUGUUAGAAGAUAGACUAUAAAUAAUCUCAGCCUCUUUAGCGACAAACCAUUAAGGUCACAUAUUCGUGAUUUUUCUGUUUAUGGUGACAAGGCAGAUAAAAGACCAGAAAUGACUCAUUUAGCUGCACACUAAGCUCCCCACAGACGCUAUUUAAAAUCACUCUGCUUUCUCAGUUCACUUUCUAAUUAUUUUUCACGGCUGAUUCUUCCACAUAAAAGGACGGCGUGGUUUUUUUUUCUUUUCUAAAAGCAAAUUGGGCAGUCUGAUCUCACACUUUUAUAAAAUUGUUGUACAUCUGAUUCUGCAGACGUUGCACUGCAUAAUCUUGUCUUUUGAAUCAAACGGAGGGUUUAAUGUACAGUAUUUUGUGAGCUAAUUGCUUGAAUCUCACACUUGUGAUGCUGAUUAUUCUGAUUAAUGUGAAUCCAAGCCAUAGCAGAAUGACAGCUUGAUUAUUUCACCGGAGAUGUGGGCGAUGAAGCGACGGUGUUUGUCGCUUCCUGCCUGCUGAGGCCGAUGCUUCACUUACCGUGACCCUGUCGGGGUCCAAACACUUGGAUCAAUAUUGGUUUUGCUGGUUCCAUCGACUAAUUGAGCCAUGCUGGAGGAAAUAAAAACACACCUUGACACAGCAGUCAUGUUGCUCCAUGAUGACCAGCCAGUAUGUUAGACCGAGAGUCGAUAAUUCAUCUGCAUAUUUUGAAGACAUGCUGAAGUGUUUAUUUUACUUAUUCAGUUUUUGUACUCAAACAAAUGAGUUGUCAGAGCUGGGAGCGGUUUGUUUUUUUAGCUUCCACGGUGCAUUGUUUGCAAAACUUUCCUCUUUUAAUGUGCCAUUCAUCAAAUCUGCAUUCACUGUACAGACGAAUGAUUCAGCACUUUGUAACUCAAAUCGUGGCUUAUUGCAAUGUUCACUCAAGUCUGACUUUUUCAUGACCACAGAAUUUUUCAAUAAAGCUUUUCAGUGAA